UACGAAGUGUUCCAUCUACAAGUCGCUGAUAAGACCGGUCGUCCUCUACGGGCACGAGACGUGGACAAUGCUCGAAGAGGACUUACGAGCGCUAAACGUCUUCGAACGUCGAGUGCUAAGGACCAUCUUUGGCGGCGUAUAUGAGAACGACGGAUGGCGGCGGAGAAUGAACCACGAACUUGCACAACUCUACAACGAACCAAGCAUCCGGAAAGUCGCGAAGGCUGGACGGUUGCAGUGGGCGGGUCAUGUUGCAAGGAUGCCGGAACGAGCCGACCACUUGAGCCAACGGAACCAGAAGAUCAAUCCUGCGAAGUUGGUGUUUGUGUCGGAGCCGGUAGGAACAAGACGUAGGGGGGUGCAACGUGCGAGGUGGGUGGACCAAGUGGAGAGCGAUUUAGAAAGUGUGGGUGCGCCGCGAAAUUGGAGAAAUGCAGCCAUGGACCGAGCUUGUUGGCGGAGAAUCGUGCAGCAGGCCAAGCUAAUGGUGUAGCGCCAAUAAAAGUAAAGUAAAAACAUUGCAGCUAAUUUUCACCAGCAAUGACUCGCCACGCCCGGAACUGUACCGCUGGGGCGGUUUACACCUACCACGAGAAGAAAAAGGACGCCGCCUCGUCGGGCUUCGGAACAUCGUCCCGUCGCUUGGGGAAAGAUUCGGUCAAGAGCUUCGACUGCUGCUCGCUAACGCUGCAGCCGUGCCACAAUCCGGUCAUCACUAAGGACGGCUACCUGUUCGACAAGGAAGCCAUUCUGACCUACAUCAUCACCAAGAAGAAGGAACACACCCGGAAGAUGAAGGAGUACGAACGCCAGGUGAAGCAGGACGAGGAGGAACAGAACGAGAAGCUCAACGCAGAGAACAAGAAAAAACUGGACAAAUUCAUCUCCACCGAAAAGAACAUUAUCAGCACCAAGGUGGCCAACCCGGCCGAUGAAAUCCCCAGCACCAGCGGUGCCAUCUCGAACGUGUCGCUCGGAAAGCGCAAGGAACUGCCCAGCUUCUGGGUUCCGUCGCAAACUCCGGCGGCCAAGAUUGCCAGAAUCGAGAAACCGGACGGGAAAAUUUACUGCCCAAUCUCGAACAAGCCGCUCAAGGCGAAGGAUCUGAUUGACGUGAAGUUUACGCUGGUCAAGGAUGCCUCCGACAAGAAGUCACUGAUUGCGAAGGAGAAUCGGUACAUGUGUGCCGUGACGCAUGACAUUCUGAACAACUCGGUUCCGUGUGCGGUGCUGAAGACGACCGGAGACGUGGUCACGAUGGAGUGCGUGGAGAAGCUGAUCAAGAAGGACAUGAUUCAUCCUCUAAGUAAUGAAAAAUUGGAGGAAUCUGACAUAAUUCCAUUGGAACGGGGAGGUACUGGAUUUGCUAUUACAAACGACAACCUGCAAGCUAAGGAAGAACGUCCAGCUCUGCAAUGUUAAAAUAAAAUAUACUUUACCACUAUUUUACAUUUAACUUGAAAUAUAUAAUAAUGUAUGUCAUGUAGACAGUUUAA
Molecule: messenger RNA, 1496 nt
Organism: Culex quinquefasciatus (southern house mosquito)
Lineage: Eukaryota; Metazoa; Arthropoda; Insecta; Diptera; Culicidae
Product: nitric oxide synthase-interacting protein homolog
Exons: 5
Coding region: 541-1422 (293 amino acids)
Cellular component (GO): nucleus
Molecular function (GO): ubiquitin protein ligase activity
Source: RefSeq, a predicted model, not a curated record